Parus major (Great Tit) is the source of this 2147-nucleotide messenger RNA. RefSeq names its product clathrin interactor 1 (gene CLINT1). The transcript has 12 exons. Gene Ontology annotation, cellular component: plasma membrane; endosome; clathrin vesicle coat. Gene Ontology annotation, biological process: endocytosis. The record is from RefSeq and is a predicted model, not a curated record. Lineage: Eukaryota; Metazoa; Chordata; Aves; Passeriformes; Paridae. Gene Ontology annotation, molecular function: phospholipid binding; clathrin binding. The coding region runs from base 106 to 2043 and encodes 645 amino acids.
CCCUGGCUUGGCGGAGGCGGCGGCGGCCGGAGCGCGGCGAGCGGGGCCUCCUGGGGCCGGCGGCGGAGGGAGUGAGACCGGGCGGGUCUCCGGGCGGUCGGGCCCAUGUUGAACAUGUGGAAAGUCCGGGAGCUGGUGGACAAGGCCACCAAUGUGGUUAUGAAUUAUUCAGAAAUAGAGUCUAAGGUUCGAGAAGCAACCAAUGAUGAUCCAUGGGGACCUUCAGGGCAACUCAUGGGAGAGAUUGCCAAGGCUACGUUUAUGUACGAGCAGUUUCCAGAGCUCAUGAACAUGCUGUGGACUCGGAUGCUGAAAGACAACAAAAAGAACUGGAGAAGAGUUUAUAAGUCUUUGCUGCUCCUAGCUUACCUCAUAAGGAAUGGAUCAGAGCGUGUUGUUACAAGUGCCAGAGAACACAUUUAUGAUUUGCGAUCCCUGGAAAAUUACCACUUUGUAGAUGAGAAUGGCAAAGACCAGGGGAUAAACAUCCGCCAGAAGGUGAAAGAAAUGGUUGAGUUUGCUCAAGACGACGAUCGGCUUCGGGAAGAGAGGAAGAAAGCAAAGAAGAACAAAGACAAAUACAUUGGGGUGUCCUCGGACAGCGUCGGAGGGUUCAGAUACAGUGAAAGAUAUGAUCCUGAGCCCAAGUCCAAAUGGGAUGAAGAAUGGGAUAAAAAGUCAACUUUUCCUUUCAGUGAUAAGUUAGGGGAGCUCAGUGACAAGAUCGGCAGCACGAUCGAUGACACCAUCAGCAAGUUCCGAAGGAAAGAUAGAGAAGACUCUCCAGAAAGGUGCAGUGACAGUGAUGAGGAAAAAUCAAGAAGAGGCAAAUCUCCCAAAGCUGAAUUUAAAGAUGAAGAGGAGACUGUGACAACAAAACACAUUCAUAUUGCACAAGCUACAGAAAUUACCACCAUCAGACAGAAACGCUCAGCAAAUCCUUCAAAAACCAUUGACUUGGGAGCAGCAGCUCAUUACACAGGAGAUAAAGCAAGUCCAGAACAGAACUCUGCUGCUCAUCCUGCACAGCCUACGACAAAGGCUGCUGUGCCCUCUGGCAGCAAGUCCUCUAAUGACCUGGUUGACCUGUUGUUUGAUGGAACCAGCCAGCCAGCUUCCACAGGUGGAUCAAGUGACCCAUUUGGAGGAUUUGCUGAUUUUAGUUCACCUGCUGCUUCAGCGAGUUUCCCAUCGUCUCAAGGUACAGCAACAAGUGGAAAUGGAGACUUUGGUGACUGGAGUGCCUUCAACCAAGCUUCUCCUUGUACCAGUGCUUCGUCUGGAGAGCUCUUCAGCAGCACGGCACAGCAGCCAGCUCUAGAGCUCUUCAGUGCCUCACAGCCAGCUCCGGGCCAGCCUCCAGCUGCUUCCAAUUCUAUGGAUCUUUUUGAUUUGAUGGGACCCUCUCAGACAACCAUGACCUCCUCACAAAGCAUGAAUUUCUCCAUGAUGAGUUCCAAUUCCGUGGGUGUCAGUUUACCCAUGUCCAGGUCACAGCCUCUGCAAAGCAUGAACCCAAUGAUGCCGAAGCCUAACUCACUUUAUAAUGCAAGGACAGAGAUGGUCCAGAAAAAUGCAAGCAAAACUCUACCCUCAACUUGGUCAGAUCCCAGUGUAAAUAUCAGUUUGGACAAUUUAGUACCUGGGAUGCAGCCUUCCAAACCCCAACAGCCAUCACUUAAUACCAUGAUGCAGCAACAGAAUAUGCAACAACCGAUGAAUGUCAUCACGCAGAACUUUGCAGCUGUGAACCUCAGCCCUCAGCCCAGCAUGAUGGCCGUGCGACCCCAGAGCACCGCGCUGCUGGCGGGGCCCAUGGGGCUGGCCGUGCCCGGGGUGAUGUCGGGGGCCAUGGGCGUGGCCUCCAUGGCCCCCACGCCCAUGAUGAACCAGGGAAUGAUGGGCAUGAACAUGGGAGUGCCGGCCACGGGAAUGGGCACAAUAGGAAUGGGGGUACCCAACAUGGCUAUGACCUCUCUGACUCCUGGGACUGUACAACCCAAGCAAGAUGCCUUUGCAAAUUUUGCCAAUUUUAGCAAAUAAAGAUUGUAAAAUAAAUAAAGAAAAUGAGAUUAAAAUAAAAUAAAUGGGCAGACCGAAUGAAGGAUUUUUAGCUGCACAAAUAUAGCUGGGGAAGGGAUGGGAAA